CUUUUCCCUUUCCCCUCCCCCAUCGCUCCUCGGCACCCUUCUCUCGCACCUCCUGCCUCCCUCCCCCCUGCCCGGGCACCGGCGUCCCGCAGCCCGGCGUGGUUCCCCUCUUCCUUUGUCUUCCCUCCGCACCCAGGCUCCCUAGCUCCCGCCCGAUGGUCGCCCCGCCAAGCGUCUCUGCCACCGCGGCGCUGGCCCUCGCAGCGGAGAAUGAGGCGACCUCGUCGAGCGCCGCCGCGACCUCGGCCGCCCCCGUUGGGCCCCCCUCGCUGAUGGCUGGCUGGGGACUCCCCGGCACCGGGGCACCUGCCAGCACCACCUCGACCGUCAGUAGCGCUGGCCUAUCGGCCACGCUGGCCUCGAGCCUUUCGGCCUCCGUGGCGGCCAGCCCAUCGGCCUCGCUGCUGCAACACCAGGCAGCCGGGGCAGGGGUGUCACCGCCCCGCGCCGCCAGCACGGUCACCGGUCCGACAAUGCUCCCGCCGGCCGUGGUCGCGCGCAGAUCCCGACCAGUCAAGGCCGCGGCGGCCACCGCCCCGGCGGCGGCCGACUCCAAUGCCCUUCUCUCCUCACUCCACACCACGGUCGCGGCGGCGGCGGCGGCCGCCGCCGCCGCGGCAACGGCCACCGCGACCACCGCCAAGAAGCCACGCUCGACCGGUGCCCGGCGCGCCCGUGCGUCCCCCGCCCCGGAGGUCAUCCCCCCGGCUGUGGCUGACAUCCCCACCAGCCAGGCCACGGUGGCCAUGCUGGCUGCCGAUGCCCCGGCCGCUGGUGCUCCCCCAGCCGCCACGCCGGCCGCUCGCGCGCCACGCCCCCGUGCGCCCUCCAAAAAGCAGACGGCGACGGCGGCCGCGGGUCCCGACGGCCCAGCACCGCCGGCCAAAGCCAAGCGCGCCCCGGCGGCCCCGCGCGCGCGAAAGGCCACCGCCGCCACGAAGACCACCACGGGCACCGCCCUGCCGUCGGCCGCAGCGACCGCCACCUUGGCCUCCGCCGCCGCCGCCGCCGCCGCCGCCACCGCCCCGUCUUCUGCAUCGGCGUCCCUGGCCGCGUGUGACCGGCGGGCGGUGGUUGGCGGAGCCCCGGCCCCCUCGCGACCGGCAGAUGCGACCGCCCUCCCCCCCCUGCCGGGGCCCGGCGCCGGGGCUCCGGCCGCCCCGAUCACCCCCUCCCGGCCGCGCCCCGGCCCGGGCCGGAAUGUCACCCCCCCGCCGGCCACCGGCUCAGCCUCGGCCAAUGCCGCCUCAGCUUCGGCAACCGCGGCCGCGGCCACGACCGGCGCCGGCCCGGCGGGCCCUCCCACCAUCGACCUCACCACCAGCACCGAGUCGGAAUAUGUGCCCCUCGAUGCCACGCCGGAGUUCCUGGCCAGCGAGCUGGCCUCCGUGUACGAGGACUUCCCCGGGCUCGGGCUGCGGUAUCGGCUGACGGCCAAGCUUGGCGAGGGGACAUUCAGCUCGGUGUACCGGGCCCGGCGAGCCCCGGGCACCCCCCGGACUGGGCUUCCGCCGCCGGUGCCGGCCUCCUCGUCGCGAGCCCGUGCGCCGUCCCUGACCAGUCGGGACUUGGAGCUGAUCACCUCGGAGCUGGUGUCGCCGCGCGACCGGCGCGACGACGACCUCGAGGGCCCAUACGAGGAUGAUGGCGGCGGGGAAUUCGCCCUGAAGCGGAUUUACUUCUCCAGCUCGCCGAGCCGCAUUGCGGCCGAGGUGAAAUUCCUCAUGGACCUGGGGGGACGUCACAAUGUCAUUGCCCUGCACGAGGGCAUCCGCAACCAAGACCACGUGCUGCUGGUGCUGGAGUACUUCCCCCACACGGACUUCCGCCAGUUGCUGGGGCCCGACCCGCCCAGCACGCGGCUCAUUCGCCAGUACCUACGCGCGCUCUUCGAGUCCCUUGCGUACAUCCACGUUUGCGGGGUCCUGCACCGGGACCUGAAGCCGGCGAACUUCCUCUUCCACGCGCCCACUGGCCGUGCGCGCCUGGUGGACUUCGGCCUUGCCCAGUAUGCGAGCGAGCUGCAGGGCCCGACCGGCAAGCCCGAAGAUGCGGCAUCUGUCGGGUCUGGCACGUCGGCCGCGCCCUCCGCCGCCAACCCUGCCCCGGCCAAGCCGCCGCCCAACAGCCUGUACAAGGGCUCCAAUGAUGAGGGCCCCGCCGGCUUUUACGACAUCGACGACCGCCCCCGCAUGAAGGCCGCCCGCACGGGCACACGUGGAUUCCGCGCGCCGGAGGUCCUGCUGAAAAACCGCCAGCAGACAUCGGCCAUUGACAUCUGGUCGGCCGGCGUGGUGCUGCUGACCCUCUGCACUGGCCGAUACCCGUUCUUCCUGUCGCACGACGACCUGGUGGCCCUGUGGGAGAUCCGGGCGGUGGUCGGCCACCAGCGGGUUUUGGCCGCGGCCGAGGCCUGCGGCCGGCGGCUCUUCUGCAGCCCGGUGGCCUCGUGUGCCGGGCUCGGCCUGGAGUUCCCCUCGAUGACCGGCCUCGACCGGGGGUCGACCCAGACCAUUGGCCCGGCGCACCGGACCCCGGGCGAGUGUCUGACCCCGGCCGGGUUGCCGGUGGACGGGCCGCACAUCCGCCCGGAUGGCUCGGUCGACUGGCGGCUCCUGUGCGAAAGCCUCAAUGCCCGGCUGAUGCCCGGUCGCCGGUACCCGGACUCGCUGUUUGACCUCCUGGAUCGGUGCCUGGACCCGGUGGCCGCAACGCGUGCCACCGCCGCCGAGCUCCUGCACCACCCGUUCCUCAUGUCGGCCGGUGAUGACUGGACGUGGUGAUGGUCCGGCCCAGGGGGAAGGGGAGGGGGGGGGGCGCCGUACGGCCCUCCCCCGCCCAAUCAUCGCAACAUCCGUCGCCCCUUUGGCUUCCUCCCCCCCCCCCC
Molecule: messenger RNA, 2887 nt
Organism: Fonticula alba
Lineage: Eukaryota; Rotosphaerida; Fonticulaceae
Product: CDC7 protein kinase
Exons: 6
Coding region: 156-2783 (875 amino acids)
Biological process (GO): mitotic DNA damage checkpoint signaling; protein phosphorylation
Cellular component (GO): nucleus
Molecular function (GO): ATP binding; protein serine/threonine kinase activity
Source: RefSeq, a predicted model, not a curated record